This is a messenger RNA of Drosophila nasuta, 769 nucleotides long. It is a transcript of the gene tomb, whose product is annotated as tombola. Lineage: Eukaryota; Metazoa; Arthropoda; Insecta; Diptera; Drosophilidae. Gene Ontology annotation, biological process: regulation of DNA-templated transcription. Gene Ontology annotation, cellular component: nucleus. The coding region runs from base 48 to 728 and encodes 226 amino acids. The transcript is spliced from 2 exons. The record is from RefSeq and is a predicted model, not a curated record.
CGUAAAAAUAACACAAAGUAAUCGGAACUGUCAGAAAACUUGUAAUAAUGUCGCAUUCUACAUCCUUUAAUAAUAGCUUCAAGAAACCCGUAAAGCGACAGGUUAAGCAGCAGAAUCCCAAAGGAUGCUGCUGCAAGCGUUCGCAAUGCAUUAAAAACUACUGCGAUUGCUAUCAAUCGAUGACCACCUGCUCCAUCUAUUGCAAGUGUAUUGGCUGUCGCAAUACGGAGGAACGCGUUGCAACGGAAACGCCACCCAAGAAAUCAGCACAAACUGUGAAACGGGAACGUGCUGUGUCGCUUAAUGCCAAAGCAGCUGCGGCUGCGGUGAAGGAAGGCACCAACAUCCACCUGAAGCCGGCUCCAGGCCCAGUGACUUACACCGUACAGCAGCAGCAACAGAGAAUUGUUGUGCCGCAACUGCCGGCGACUGCUGCCAUUCAAUUGUCAGAGGUGGACAUGGAUAACAUCAUUACGCUGCCGCCGCCGAAUAUCAAUGUGCAGACAAAGAAAUCCCAAGCUGUGCAGCCUACAAUUAAUUCAAUGUCAGCACCGCCAAGAGAUGUCAACGUCCUGAAUCCACCCAUCAAUGCGGCAUUGCUCGAUUGCGUGGUGAUCCAAGCCUUAGAAGCUGAGGACUUUGGUUUCAAUGAACUGCAUGUGGGACAAUUAGUGUGCCACGAAUUUUCACGCAAUCUGCAAACUAUUUUAAAGGUCUUUAAGACUUAAUAACCUAUUAAUAAUAAACUAACUGCAAUUGAAUUUGUGUA